GCAACUCUCUCGAGGCAUGCGGCCAGCAGAUGAACGCUUCUGCAGACACACAUCACGUCACUACGCACGCGAUCGAUGCUAUAUCUCGUUCUUCCUUGACGAUCACAGAACCAGCCGGUUGAUGCAGCAUCUUUGUCAGCCGCAGGAAAAGCCUCUGAAACCGCUGAUCGCUGCCUGCCCUCGGUCGCUUACCGUGCUCGCCUGCUUUCCGUCUCCUUGUGUUCUCAGCGGGACGACGUCGUGCGCGGCCCGGCGUCGAUCGCCAAUGGCGUGCAAGGUGAAAGGGAUCUUCAAGGGCCUCAAGGCCUUCUCCCGGAUCUUCGCGGUGAAGGAGCACGAGAUGGAGAUCGGUUGUCCGACUGACGUGAAGCACGUCGCGCACAUCGGCUGGGACAGCGCGGCGGGCGGCGCGUCUCCGAGCUGGAUGAACGACAUCAUGGCGUCCUCAGACUUGUCGUCCCUGGGCAACUUCGCAGCGCUCACUGGUACCUCCUGGGUUUCUCAAGAUCUCGACAGCCAGCAGCGUGUCGUCGCGGAGAACACCGGCAGGCGAGACCACUCGGCCAGGUGCCCCGAUAUUACAAGGCCGCCGAGGAAUCCCGGGACGAAGAAGCCGAGGGACGGCUCGCCGCCGGCGUCGCCACCGUCACCGGCGGCUCGUGUCGACGCUGCUGCAGAUGACGCGCGAUAAUCUGAACUGUGUUGCUCCGGCCUCCCUCCAUUCCGAGUUUGUGUACGCGAGCGCGAGGCUACAAAGAGUCAAAGAUUGCUUGUUUGGUCGUCGUCUGAUCGCCCCCAGCUUUGGCGUCAAAGUAUGUACUAUGUGUUUAUGUUA
Messenger RNA from Zea mays, 835 nucleotides. RefSeq names its product CRIB domain-containing protein RIC10. Bases 17 to 691 code for a protein of 224 amino acids. The transcript has 4 exons. NCBI's taxonomy places the organism in Eukaryota, Viridiplantae, Streptophyta, Magnoliopsida, Poales, Poaceae. The record is from RefSeq and is a predicted model, not a curated record.